CAAGCGGCCACCUCGAUGAAAAGUCCACGAAAAUGGGCGCAGAAGUCCAUUUGGGCUCCGCCCCCCGGGGGAGAGUCAAGGUAGUUUCUGGUAGGGAGGGAGGAGAGUAGGAGCAGACCGGCUUUGCAACAAAGACACGAAUACUAAGACACGCAAAAGGUGCUCACAGUAGCACUUAAUAAAUAAAAUGCGUAUCGUGAAAAAUGCCGUAUCGAAUCGUGGAACGGUAAAUAUUGUUGCAUCCCUAGUAUCUAUAAAUAUUGCACUUUUUUUUUAACCAUUAGCUUAGCAACAUUGAAUUAAUUAUGUAAAAUUGCUUUAAACAUCAUUAAUUCUUUUUGCUGGUUUAGCCCCCUAAACUGAAAGUAACAGUCGGCGAUGUUGCCAUUUUGUCUGACCUCACAUGAAAAGGAGGGUCUCCUGAUAAUUUUGGGAUUUUGACUUCCCGGAACAAGUCGGUGCUUCCUAUUUGGAUAACAAGGGGGGAGGCGUCAAGCUGUUCAAUUAUUCUCCAUUCUACGAUUUUUCUAGGAUUUUUUUUUUUUUUGCUGGCAUCCUGAGGAAACUUCACUGUACCUCCUACCAUUGUCUACUCUUUAACUUUCGAUUCAUGAAAUCAUUCCUGGAAAAGCAAUCAGUAACACUAAAUGUCAUGCAUACAGCUCCUGCAACUGUCCUCCUCCACCUGAAAAAGAUGCAUGGCUUCUGCCUGAUCAGCUGCAUGUGGGUUACAGCUGCAGUCAUCCAUAAUUCUCUGGCUUUCAAUGUUGGAAUAACAAAUGCCAAUGUCCUUUCUGGAGAAAAGAAAGACUUUUUUGGAUAUAAAUUGCUUCAGUUUACAUCUGCUGAGAAGACGAGAAUUAUUGUAACGGCACCUUUGGGUUUAAAUGGAUGCGGGAAAACAUGCAAAUAUCACUAUGAUGAAGAACCACGUUGUAACAACUUUGAUGAGUUUCUGGUAGCAAACACGACUGUGAUCAAUCACUUGGGUUUGUCAGUGGCGGCAAAACCAAAUGGAUCCGAGUUCACGGUGUGCAGUCCAAACGUUGUCCAUGAAUGCUUUGGGAACUCCUUCCUCAACAGUUGGUGUUUCAGCAUGAAAGAUAAUCUUCCAUUCGUUUUUAAACCAAGCCUCCAAGAGUGCACCAAAAACAAAGUAGACCUGGUCUUUCUGUUUGACGGAUCAGGCAGCAUGACUGAAGAAGAAUUUAAAAAAAACAAAGAUUUCAUUAAGAGCAUCAUGGACAGUUUAUCCAACACAACAAUCAAGUUUGCAGCGGUUCAGUUCUCCCGCAGACCCAGAAUAGUUUUUGACUUCAAUGACCACGUUGCAGGAAGAGCUUUGGAGAAACUGAUGAAAGAAAAGCAUAUGAAGUCACUCACAAACACAUAUAGAGCCCUUCAGCUUAUCUUAGACAACCUGUUUGGAAAAGAGUCAGCGGGCGCCACUCCUGGUGCAACUCAAGUUCUGGUUCUCAUAACGGACGGAGAUCCCAGUGAUACUCAAAAGGACGUAGUUCUUACAAAAUAUGACCAAAAGAACAUCAUUCGGUUUGUCAUCGGGGUUAGAAUUAAUAGCAUGGAAAAAAUUAAACCCAUCGCCUCAGAGCCAAAGGACAAACAUGUUUUUAAAAUUGAGGACUAUAAAGGGCUUGAUGGGAUUUUAAAAACAUUAAAAAAUAAGAUCAUCAUUCUGGAAGGUAUGUUUGUUUUUUUUUUACGUUUUUAUACCUUUUCGACAAGUUUUGAUCUGAUCUUUUGGUCCAAAGCGGCUCUGGCAGGAAACUUAACUAAUGAAAUGUCUCAGACUGGAUUCAGUGCUGCCUAUUACAAGAACACUCUGAUCCCACCGAGCCCAGAACCAAAGAGCUGGCGUGGUUCUCUGAAGGAACCUGAUCUUCAACAUGAAAAACAGAUUUUGGAUCCAGAUAUGGAGAUGGAUUCCUACAUGGGAUUUUCCUUAUCCACCGGGGAGAGGAAUGGAGUUCCUCUGUAUUUCUCGGGCGCUCCCCGGUUUCAGCACACUGGACAAGUUGUAAUUUUCACUCGUACCGGAAGACACUGGACUGUACAGCAGAGACUAGAGGGGACCAAGGUCGGUUCCUAUUUUGGCGCGGAGAUCUGCACUGUCGAUAUUGAUUCAGAUGAUAGCACUGACUUCCUGUUGGUGGGAGCUCCAAUGUUUUACCAGCCUCUACAAAAGACAGAAGGCAAAGUCUAUGUCUACGCACUGACCAAUAAGAUGCAACUGGAAAUGAGGCUGAGCCUGACGGCUCCCUUUAUGGGGAGAUUUGGCACCACCAUAUCUAGCCUUGCUGAUCUGAAUGGAGAUGGACUCCGAGAUGUAGCAGUUGGCGCCCCUCUGGAGGACGAUAACCAUGGAGCUGUGUACAUUUAUCUCGGAGACAGAAAUAGUGGGAUGCGCCACACCUUCAGCCAGGUGACAGAAAAUAAACUCUACCCUUCCAUGACAAUGGUGGACAAGAGAAUCAGUGGAAAGAGUUUUCAACCUGCGAUGAAGUUGUUUGGUCUAGCCAUUGAUGGUGAUGGAGACCUUGGACAUGAUGGGCUUCCAGACAUUGUGGUUGGAUCACAGGAGGCUGCUGUUGUUUUAAGGUCUAAGCCAGUCUAUAACGUUGAGGCUCACCUGUCGUUCCAUCCUGAAGUGAUAAGUAUUGACGAAAUCGAUUGUGUAAGCAGCGAUCAUGAAGUUCUGCCCAUGGUUAACCUAACAACAUGCUUUAAUUUAAAGGAAGCAACAGAAAAAGCUAAUCUCACACUAGGAAUCCUGUACACGCUCAGUGUGGAUUUAAUGAGACAAACCCAUCGGGGAUUCUUCAAUCCAACUGAUAAGAAAACCAAGAGUCUUGACAUCCACUAUAACCUCACCACACAAGCGACGUGUUUCAAUCAUUCAGUCUUCAUGCCGAAAUGUGUCAAAGACACCUUAGCUCCUAUUCCCAUUAAGUUAAACUUUUCCCAGCCUGAUAAUGAGAACGCAAUUGCCGUCCUAAACACAGACAGUAAGAAGGAGGCCAUUUUUGAGAUUUCAUUUGAGAAACGAUGCAAAAGGAACAACACGUGCAUUGCUGAACUGGACGUAGAUUUCAACUUCAUGACGCCAAAGCUGUUGGUGUCUGAGCAGAGUUACUUCAACGUUUCCAUGCUACUGGUCAAUAAUGGGGACGACUCGUACAACACCAGCUUGACCGUGCUCCACUCUCCCGGCCUUUCCUUUUCCAGUAUAAGUGUUACAAAGGCCACAAGACAAACUCUAUACAAGUGCUAUGAUCUGAAGGAAGAGGGUGACGGAAUUCAGUGUGGCAUCAGCCAUCCCGUGUACCGCAGUGGUUCCUCAGCAACAUUCCACUUAUCUUUCCAUGUCAUUAAGGAUAUUGACUGGAAUGACACAAUGACUAUGACCGUAUUUGGACAAAGUGACAACACAAACUCCAGCAGGAUUGGUUCUGUGACCAAAACCAUAAAGGUACAAUAUGAAAUCAGGAUGGCAGUCACAGUGAAAGAGGACAGUGUCACCUAUCUGAACUUUACAACAGAGAAUAACAAACCCAAAAAAAUGGUCAUCACUUACCAGAUAGAUAAUACUGGCUUCAAGGAUUUUCCGGUCAAUGUGUCGCUAUAUUUCCCAAAACAAGUUCAAGAAAACUUUGAAUUAAUCAACUAUCAAGUUUUCGUUCAAAAGAACAAAACCCAGUGCUCUAGCACUCUUGAUCCAAAAUCUGAGUUUGCUUUGUUACAGGACUGCACACAGAAAAAGGAAUGCAUCGUCACACAGUGCAACAGUUUCAGUCUGAAAAAACACUCUUCUGCUGCCUUCACGCUACAGGCAGAUGUGCAUUUUAGAGACAUUCAUCGUUAUGUCAAGGAAUUUUCUCCCUUUACUGGAGGAAGAACAGAGAUCAGAUUCAAGAGUUUGAUACGCGUCGAUACCGACAGAAGCCGAUAUGUGCUAGCUUCCAACAAUGAGAAAAGCUCGAAGAUCAAACUUUUGAAGAAUGGCCAAGUCACUGAAAAUGAUCAAACAGCGAAAUGGAGCGAAGUUCGAGUUGAGAUCAUCGUUCUCCCCAACCAGUGGCUGAUCAUUGGAACUGGAGCUGGAGCAGGAUUGCUGCUUCUCAUCAUAAUAAAGCUCAUCUUAUGUAAACUGAGCUACUUCACGAGGAAAAACCUGUCACUGGAUGAGCGCGUGAAAGGAAUAGCCUUCUCUAAGACCCCAAAACAACCCACUAAUGGUCUCAUCGGUGGAACGGUUUCUAAAUAAGUUCUCAACGAACAGUGU
Molecule: messenger RNA, 4300 nt
Organism: Oryzias melastigma (Indian medaka)
Lineage: Eukaryota; Metazoa; Chordata; Actinopteri; Beloniformes; Adrianichthyidae
Product: integrin alpha-L
Exons: 32
Coding region: 611-4282 (1223 amino acids)
Biological process (GO): cell-cell adhesion; cell-matrix adhesion; cell adhesion mediated by integrin
Cellular component (GO): external side of plasma membrane; integrin complex
Molecular function (GO): integrin binding
Source: RefSeq, a predicted model, not a curated record